Chaetomium fimeti is the source of this 2991-nucleotide messenger RNA. Its product is annotated as ras guanine nucleotide exchange factor domain-containing protein. The coding region runs from base 1 to 2991 and encodes 996 amino acids. Gene Ontology annotation, molecular function: guanyl-nucleotide exchange factor activity. Gene Ontology annotation, cellular component: plasma membrane. Gene Ontology annotation, biological process: Ras protein signal transduction; positive regulation of GTPase activity. The transcript is spliced from 5 exons. The record is from RefSeq and is a predicted model, not a curated record. NCBI's taxonomy places the organism in Eukaryota, Fungi, Ascomycota, Sordariomycetes, Sordariales, Chaetomiaceae.
AUGCGGGCACAGACUCACCAGCCCGUGUCAGACCGUCCCGGAGGAGCGCUGCCGAAGCUGUCUGUGCCGGCUACCCCGCCGCGAGCUGCUGGUUCUGGUGCUGGUGCUGGUGCUGCCGGUGCUGGCGCUGGUCCGCGUGCAGCGGCUGCGACGGCGAGAACAGGCGAGCCAAGCUUCGCACCAUCAUCCGGACAACUUUCCUCCGUCAUAGGCUCCGAAGGCACCUUUCUUCUCGUCGACGACCCUCCUGCCGCCGGCACUAGGGAUUCAUUCGCUUCCAUCGUCGACGAUCCGUUUUUCGUUCGUUACCACACCCCCGACCCUGACCCCGAUCCCGAACCCCAUCCCGCGACCCAUCCCCAUCCCGGCCCGCAAACCGCCCCGACGACGAGUGCUGGUCACCGUGAUGAGGAGCGACAGCCGUGGAUCCCGCCGCGAAAAGAAUCCCUGAGCCAUACCAAUCCGACCCCUUGGUUCGAGCAUGCCCAAUCCGAUAUGGAACCUAUCAACAUAGCCAUCAUUGGCGCCGUAGGCGUGGGCAAGUCCACCUUCAUACAACACCUGCGCCGGGCACCGCGACCGUCGGCCUCCAACAUCACGGCCCUACGCCACGAACUCGAUGGUGCCUCCUAUCUAGUCACGCUCGUCGAACUCGAUCUCGAGGGCAUCGAGCUGGACCCGAACCAGCCCGUACACUGGCCGAAGCAAAUCGGAGGACACUCGGUGCCCCGCAUGGAUGGCGCACUGAUCCUGUACGAUGCCGUGAAUGAGGGGAGCAUGCGGGAAGUGCCCCCAAUAAUGGCCGCCCUCGCGAAUUCCUCCCUGCCGACCGUUCUCGUCGCCACGAAAUGCGACACUCCCGACGACCUGCGGCACCCGGAUUUGGCGGGGCUCGCAUCCGCCUUCGCGACGUGCGCCGGCCAUUUCAGGACCGCGGCCAACGCGCCAGCCACUGCUCGGGAAUGCUUGCAAGCCAUGUUGAGAGUCGCGCUGGCCAACCGGAGAGGUGAGAUCUACGUCCCCGGCGCUUCAUCCCUGCCCCACUUGUGCUGCGGCCGCAUCAGCAGAGCGGUCACGAGCCUGCCAGCCGUCUACCAUGGGCUCGGUACCGACAAGUCGGAAGGCUCGGGUCCCAGGAGGCGCGCUGCUUCGACGGCAAAUCUAGAUGCGCCCAUGGAUCUCCAUAAUGGCCGCCCAAUCAGCCAGCACAGUAAGCACAGCAGGGCCAGUUCCGACUUCUCGCUUCUGCGGGGCUUUUCGCAGCCUCCCAACGAAGGUCACAGAGGUCCGCCGUCGAGAUCUCCGAGAUUGGAUUAUCAGAGCAUCGCUUCCAGCAGCAACCUGAACCCCAGCAGCGCCAUUCCCGAGGACGGCAAGCAACAGACCGUGUCGAGCAUGCUGCGGACCCCGGGCAUUCGCCUGGACAGCGGGGGGGAGUCCUUCCUCGAUGUUGACGAAUCCGACGGGGAGUCUUACCAGUACUCGGAAGACAUUCCGAUCCUGCGGCGGAGCGAGGACGGCUUUGACAGGCCGGCCAAGGUGACGGGUGUGAGCUUUGACGACCUUGUCGACAGGCUUCUUGCCCCGAAGAUGUCGAAAGCAGACCAGAACUUUGCCGACGUCUUCCUCUGCCUGUACCGGAAAUUUGCCGCACCGUACGAGCUGCUCGCGGCCAUCCGCGCACGGCUGGGCCGCCUGCGGGUCGACCGGGCGGUGGAAUAUCUAAUCAAAAUAGAGACGCAAAUGCGAACAAUCGAAGUGGUGGCGAAAUGGCUAUCACUGUACCCCGGGGACUUUGCCAGGUCGGCAACGAGGAGGAGUUUGGAGGAGCUGAUCCAGCAGCUGUCGAUGGAGCCGGUCUUCGUCGCAGCCGCACAGCAGAUGAGAGUGCAUCUUGACCACAAGGUCACCCUGGACGACGAUACAGGCUGGGCGAAAUCAGACCCGGCAGAUGAAAACGAGGGCAAAGAAGGUGCAGGUCAGAGACGCAGCGGGAUCGCAGAGUCGAUGAGCUCCUUGCAGCUGGAUGAUUCGGGUGUUCCCAGCCAACGGCGCCCGUCACAAAGCUCCGACUUGUCCGCUUUGGAGGGCCGCGGCGCCCGGGGCCCGGCACGGCUCCAUUUCCAUUCGGUCGAAGACUACGAAUGCGAGGCAGCCACGCUGGUACCAUCGCCCAUACUUCCCCUCAACAAAUUCAGGUACCACAUGUUUAUGGAGCUCGAUGUCGAGGACAUCGCAGACGAAUUGACGCGGAUAGACUGGGUCAUGUUCAGCUCGAUCCGUAUCCGCGACAAGGUACGACACGUCAGCUUGUCGCACGACCAGAAGGAGAAGUGCCGUAACCUCAAGAACGUCAACCGCAUGGUCUCGCACUUUAACCACGUCGCCCAUUGGGUCUGCAACAUGAUUCUCAUACGCGACAAGGCAAAGCACCGCGCCCCUUGCCUCGAGAAAUUCAUGGUCGUCGCCCAAAAGCUGCGCCAGAUGAACAACUACAACGGUUUGGCCGCCGUGCUGGCAGGCAUCAACGGCACCGCGAUCCACCGGCUCGCCCAGACGCGUGCCGCGGUCUCGCCGGAAGUGCAGAAGCGGUUUGCCGGGCUGGUGUUGCUGAUGGGCACGCAAAAGAGCCAUUUUGCUUACCGCCUCGCGUGGGAAAACUCGUCGCUGCCGCGCAUCCCCUUCAUGCCGCUGCACAGGCGUGAUCUGGUCUCGGCCGAGGAGGGCAGCAAGACGUUUGUGGGGCCCAACGGGGACCGAAUCAACUGGAAGAAGUUUGAGGUGCUUGGGGAGGUGCUGCUGCCGAUCAUGAAGAGUCAGGGGCAGCCAUAUCCGAACUUGCAACGACACGAUGCCUGCAAGGAGUUGAUCCUGGAUUGUCGGAUGGCGAAUGAUGACGAGGAAAUCUACCAGCGCAGCCUGCAGGUUGAGCCUUCAACUGGCGGCGUGGGGGAAUCGACCAAGAAGAAGUUCCCUUGGCUGGCCAAGUAG